AUUAUCUGAAUAGCCCCUCCCCUGACAGGCUAAUAUAUGCUAAUAAUAAAUAAUACAAUGCUUCUUCUAUUUUAGCUUUUUCAUGUUGCUUUUUAAGUCGCCAUUUUUUCUUCAUACUCCAUAAAUAUCGCGGAUUUUCAUGUUUCCAAAAUAUUUAAUUUUGAUGAUAUUAUUCUCAGAUAAAAGAAAGCAUCUAGCUAAAUAGUAUGGAGGAUAGAGGGGAGAAUGUCCGUGUUGUUGUUAGGGUUCGCCCCCUUAACUCACAGGAGACAGAGGCUGGAUACAAGGUUAUUACUCAUGUUAAUCCUAUCGAUGGUUCUAUCACUGUACAAUCUCCAGGACGUGAGGUGACUGGAAGCCGAGAGCAGCCGCUAGACGCUCCACCCAAACAAUUUACAUUUGAUACAGUCUUUCCUCCAGAUGUAAAGCAGGUUGAUGUGUACACAAGGGUUGCAAGAUCUAUUGUAAACAAUGUACUCGAGGGAUACAACGGUACAAUAUUCGCGUACGGGCAGACGGGGACAGGGAAAACCUUUACAAUGGAGGGUAACAGGACUGUACCUGAACUCAAGGAAAUAUCGCCAAAUUUUAUCAAAUUGACCUCUUACUUUGAAUAUACUUGACCAAACAAAUAUUUUUCGGGAUGAUAUGCUUGAUCUGAAAUAUACGAUCUACUUGAUGUGUAGGUCAGGGACCUCUUAGGGAAGGAUCAGAGCUUGAGAUUAGAUGUCAAGGAAAGACCAGAUGUCGGGGUAUACGUCAAGGAUUUAUCUGCUUUUGUUGUGAAUAAUGCGGAUGAUAUGGACAAAGUUAUGACAAUUGGGAAUAAGAAUCGAAGUGUUGGGUCUACUCACAUGAACGCCUUAAGCUCAAGAAGCCACGCCAUCUUUACCAUUACUAUAGAGUGCUCGGAGAAGGGGGCUGACAACCAACAGCAUUUCAGGGUUGGUAAACUGCACCUGGUAGAUCUGGCAGGAUCUGAAAGACAAAGUAAGACUGGUGCUAGUGGCACAAGAUUAAAGGAAGCAACAAAAAUAAACCUCUCUCUCUCCACCCUAGGAAACGUGAUAUCAGCCUUGGUGGAUGGUAAAAGUACACAUGUACCGUACAGAAAUAGUAAACUAACACGUCUACUUCAGGAUUCAUUAGGUGGUAACUCUAAGACCCUGAUGUUUGCUAAUGUUGGACCUGCAGAUUAUAAUUACGAUGAAACUAUUGGAACACUCAGAUAUGCUAGUAGAGCGAAAAGUAUAAAGAACAAAGCCAAGAUUAAUGAAGAUCCCAAGGACGCUUUGAUGAAACAAUAUCAGAAGGAAAUAGAGGAUUUAAAACGAAUGCUGGAGGACGAAGAGGACGAAGAAGAAGAAGAAGAGGAGGAGGAGGAAGAAGACGAUGAAGAGGAUGAAGAGGGUGAAGAAGAAAAGACUGAUUCUUCAAAAGAACGAAAAGUUUCCCCUGUAAAGAAAGCAAAAGUAAGAAAGGUGUGUGAGAAGAAAGGAAGAGAGGGGAAGGAGUUGGAGAAGGCCCAAGCUGACCAGGAGGCUAUAAAGCAGAAACUGGCAGCACUUGAGAAGAAAAUAAUUGUUGGAGGGGAGAAUUUACUAGAUAAGGCUGAAGAACAGGAAAGGUUAUUAGAAGAGAGUGCUCAAGAGCUGGAGCAUACAAUACAAACAGAGCAAACUCUUAGGGAUCAAUUAAAAGCUGUUGAAGCUGAGAGGGUUGAUAUAGAGGAGAAAUACUCAUCCCUUCAGGAGGAAGCUAAUGGAAAGACCCGAAAGCUGAAGAAGGUGUGGGGUAUGUUGCAAACAGCCAAAUCAGAACUAUCCGACCUUCAGCAAGAGCAGCAGAGAGAGAUGGAAGGAUUGCUUGAUAGUGUUUAG
Eurytemora carolleeae is the source of this 1880-nucleotide messenger RNA. Its product is annotated as kinesin-like protein KIF3A. Gene Ontology annotation, biological process: microtubule-based movement. The record is from RefSeq and is a predicted model, not a curated record. Gene Ontology annotation, molecular function: ATP binding; microtubule motor activity; microtubule binding. Lineage: Eukaryota; Metazoa; Arthropoda; Copepoda; Calanoida; Temoridae. The transcript has 19 exons.